GUUGUCACUGUGAACUACCGCUAUGCGCUGCAAUAUCUGGCUGAUACUGCAGAUUUUAAUCCGGAUAACGAAGUGGAUUUGGCUUGCAUUCAUUUUGUAAUGCUCCCAAGACUAAACCAGCAUUUAGAGCUAUUUUCUGUGGCUUGGGAUAGGCAUUCACUGUCCACAGAACAAGGCAGAUCACCACAACAAUUGUGGAUUAGGGGUCAAUUAUUAGCAAACACUUCUAUACCUGACCCUUCAUGUGAUCAGAUUGAUGAGGAUCUUUAUGGGAUUGACUGGGAAGGGCCAACCCCACUCAACAGAGAAGACACUGUAGUAGUUCCAGACACACCAGAGGAUGUCAGAACACAG
Molecule: messenger RNA, 354 nt
Organism: Austrofundulus limnaeus
Lineage: Eukaryota; Metazoa; Chordata; Actinopteri; Cyprinodontiformes; Rivulidae
Biological process (GO): DNA integration
Molecular function (GO): nucleic acid binding
Source: RefSeq, a predicted model, not a curated record